AUGGGGAAAAAGACCAAGCUUUCGACCCUAAAUGUAUCUGCUAGCAUUACAGAACAAGUGGCCAUCAAUGAGGAAAAUGAUUCCGCGAAUACGGACGUUGAAGUGCCGAACAAGAUAGCAAAGGCGACCGAAGAUAAACUAAUAUCCGCUGGGACUACGAUUGACCAAAUAGUGGGUAUCAAUUUGAAGAAGAAAAAAGGAAAACGAGAGAAAAAACGUGAAAAGCACACCGUAUUGCUCGAGGAACAGAGAAAAAAAUCGAAGGAAAAAGAAAAGCAAGAUAUUCAUCAAUACCUCGAGUGCUGGAGCACGAACCGUGAGCAAUGGAAAUUCCAUAAGUUAAAACAGAUUUUUAUCCAAGAUCACGCAUUUGAUGAGGCUAAAAUCAACGCCGAAAUUUGGCCUAUUGCUCUAGAAUAUCUAAGCGGAACGAAGGGAUCCAGCAAAGAUAUUCUGGCCAAGAAAGCGGAAAGCAUCAUCCGGGAGGGUGAUGCUGCUGCAGCUGCCAAUGCUGACGAUGAUUUGCAAUCUUCCAACAAGUACGAACGAGCGAGGGAGCUGUUACAGUGUUUGGGAUGAACAGUCACGGAAUAUGAAUAUAUUUUAAAAUUUUUGUUCACACUUUACGGC
Messenger RNA from Anopheles nili, 630 nucleotides. RefSeq lists its product as uncharacterized. The record is from RefSeq and is a predicted model, not a curated record. The transcript is spliced from 2 exons. The coding region runs from base 1 to 579 and encodes 192 amino acids. Lineage: Eukaryota; Metazoa; Arthropoda; Insecta; Diptera; Culicidae.